Molecule: messenger RNA, 1856 nt
Organism: Nerophis lumbriciformis (worm pipefish)
Lineage: Eukaryota; Metazoa; Chordata; Actinopteri; Syngnathiformes; Syngnathidae
Gene: kitlga
Product: kit ligand a
Biological process (GO): cell adhesion; positive regulation of cell population proliferation
Cellular component (GO): plasma membrane
Molecular function (GO): cytokine activity; stem cell factor receptor binding
Source: RefSeq, a predicted model, not a curated record
UGCCGGCCUGCACGCAUGUCUGCUGCGCGCGCACACACACGCACACACACACACACACACGCACGCACACACAAGCAAGCAGCGACUUAGCGAGGCACUGAACGAUCCUGUUUUGUUCCCAUUUGCUCUUUUUCCACGGAGCUCCUUUAUUCUAUUUUUUUGCCUUUUUUAUUUUUUUUUGCCUUUUUCCUUCCACUUGGACUUGUGUGGAUUCUAGCGCCGCGCCGCCUCGGACAUGCGCACACAAGAUGACGACAACCCCUUUCUUGCCCGCAGAAGUAAAAUAAAAUAGGCUUUCGCGCAUUGGAGAUUGCCCGCUGUCGUUCCAUAUGAAGAAGUCAAAAAUUCGGAUACUCAUCUGUGUCCAUUUACUGCUGCUGAUCACGCUCGGGGUACACUCAAGUAAAUUUGACGUCAACCCAGUGACAGAUGACGUCUCCAGACUCUCGAUUUUGAAACAUAAUAUUCCCAAAGACUACAAAAUUCCUGUACAAUACGUUCCAAAAGAAGAGGCCGCCAUGUGCUGGGUAAAACUCAACGUCUUCUACUUGGAAGAGAGUUUGCAGGAUUUAGCGCACAAGUUCGGGAACAUUUCAUCCAACAGAAAAGAUAUUAGCAUAUUUAUACAAAUGCUCCAAGAACUACGGCUCAACAUGGGCUCUGUGGAGCCCGUCAUGUACGACUUUGAGUGCCACUACCGGGAAGAAAGGUGGCCCACGGAGAAAUACUUUGACUUUGUUACUGACUUCCUUACAAGUGCACAGCAUCCAGAACUCUCUGAUGACUGCGAGCCUCCCCCCUGUCCCACCACGCCAAACACCCCCACAGAAGAACAUUUCAAAGGACCGCCAGUGUCCAGCAGUCCCAGCUCACCGUGUGAUUGGUCGACAAGCUGCCAAUCACAUCAACAAUCCCGACUGCUUCCUGAAGCUGUUGAGCGCAGUCUUCUGUCCCUGCUGCUUAUUCCCUUCCUAGCGCUAAUAUUCCUGCUGGUAUGGAAGCAGCUCAGAAGCAAACGUAAUAUCCCGCAGAAUCCUGCAGAAGGUGGACUCUUCACGGGAGGGCAAGACACUGCAGCCACACCACAUGCUGACAUGACAGAAAAAAACCGGCUGACCGUGACUGAAACAGUUUAACGAGCUUCAGCCGGUGACCCAACUGGAACUCCAUGGAGGGCUUUGGACUUUUCGCCAGACGGACGACGGCUCGGUUCCGACUGCCACGAGCAGGAUCUGACUGGUUAAACCUUCUACUGUCUGGACGAGCUUGCCUUUGCUUUAAGACUGCGUUCACUUCCUGCUUUUGACAAAACCUACUGAGGUUCCUAUUCCUGAAUCCAAAUACCCUCCCCCCACCCCGGACUGCAGAGAUUGACGACAGAGAGGAGGGUGAUGAAGUGCUACCUCUGCUCACACUUCUCCACCGCCUGCAGAGCAUCACCUUGAUCUCCACAGCCCAGCUGGUCUCUUGGAGUCGUGCUCCAAUCUUCUUAUUUAUUGACAGCGCCAUUGAGCUGCUGCACCUGUCGGAUUUGGAGCACCUUUGGCAACAGCCUUCUUUUAUCCUACCAACGGAAGAACAUUCCAGAACAAGUGACACUUCCUGGGGCGAUGAUGAGGUCUUCAGACGCUGGCGGUGACCAAGGGGCCGUGGAUCAAGGAUGAAGACGGGAUGAUAAGGACCGACCUGGACAUUAUUGACUUGGACCAGUGGAACCUCUGAGGCCAAACACAAAGCAUCAUGGGAGUAGGAAGUCACAUGUUCACUUUCUUCAUGGUGUGGAAGGCUUAGUAUUUGUAGUCAAUCUGGAUUUGGUGCCGCUGGAGUCUUUGGAAGGAAGUCAUCAAACUACCCGU